Messenger RNA from Phytophthora nicotianae INRA-310, 3330 nucleotides. RefSeq lists its product as hypothetical. Gene Ontology annotation, molecular function: nucleotidyltransferase activity. Lineage: Eukaryota; Oomycota; Peronosporomycetes; Peronosporales; Peronosporaceae. Gene Ontology annotation, biological process: RNA 3'-end processing. The record is from RefSeq and is a predicted model, not a curated record. The coding region runs from base 102 to 3245 and encodes 1047 amino acids. The transcript has 2 exons.
AGGCGCACGUCAUAUCCAAACGCUCUUUGUCUGCCGGCAGGACGCUGCCAUUUCCGCGUGUGAAUCUCUCUCUCCCCCUUCGCUUCUGACCGCCUGCCCCAAUGGCUGCGUGGCCUCAGCCGCCACGCUCACCCAAAUUCAGUGGUGGGCGCUUCGAGUCGGACACAGCAGGUUUCCAGAGUCUCGGUGCCUUCAGCCAUGACUCCUUCCUCGGCGACAGCAGUCUAGAAAUGGGCGGGCUCGGCCUGGGUCUAGCGCCGUCGUCUGGUGGCUCCAUGGGUCUCAACUUGGACCUGCAGCCGCCGCUUCCCAUGGCACCGCCUCCUCCGCCAUCUUCCGGUCUUAAUGAGGGCGGAGGUGCGUUGUACCAUCUACAGCAUCAACAGCAGCUCCACCAGCAACAAGAGUUACGUAUGGGCUCCGGUGUAAGCUCUCUAGCCUCUCUAGGGGGCGUGGAACUGGGACAACAGAAUAGAGACGACUUUCGUCUAGGUCCAUCAAGUCUUGGAGGUGCAACAAUGGGACAAUCCGUCUCGGACAGACGCGGGUUCGAUCUCUCGGAUGCGAUGCUUAAUCUGGACUUGGGCGGCGGAAUGCUCGGCAAUGAACGUGGAGUAUUGGGAGGCAAUGGGUGGGGCGAUCACUCAGCGAGUCUCUCGUCCGCAUCGCCGUCUUCAGCGUCACUUAGGGACCAAAUGAACGCUCAGAUGGCUGCACUGUAUCAACACCCGAAGCCUCCGAGCGAUCGAUUGCUAUUUCAGCCUCCCCAACAUCAAAGUCAACCUCUGGCACAGUCUGGAAGUGAGUUAUUGGGUCUUCUCAAUGGGAAUAAUUCUAACUUAGGGGGUCGUGAUCUCUUCCCUCCGAGUGGGAAUAUUCCAAGUCAGUCACCUGUAUUAGGGGGCUUCCCAGGCUUCCCAGCGUCCAGUCCGAGUAAUAAUUCCGGCCAUGGAGGUCUCGCACCUACCAUGUCACCUCCCCGAGGCCCACACUCGAGAAGUUCCACGCCGUCACGUACACGUCGCUCUCCAGCCAAAUCUCCCCAGUUAUAUCGUGAUAAUUCAGCGCCAAGUUCGUUAUCUGGAGGUCAGAGCAAUUCCAUCCACGUGUCGCCUGAAGUUACCAAGCCCAACGAUAACAUCAAGGUGCAGGUCUCUCUCUUAGCGGAGGAAUGCCUCGUUGGACGUGUGCUUCUUGUGGGUCUCUUCCGUCUAGGACAACCUACAAAUGACAAGCCGAUCUUCGUGAAACAGGUCCUUUUCGAGAACAAACUACACCGAAACUACAGAUUCCUGAACACUCGGAUCACGUUCCGAGCGCCGCGUUCUCCGGGAGAGUUCGAGUUCCGUGUUUUCGAAGAUAAAAGCGGCCAUGGCCACCAGAACGGGAAGCGACAAGGCCACUCGAACGACGAUCAUCACGAUACACAUCAUCACGGCAAAGUUUCGUAUUCGAACGUGACGAUUGCGCGCAGUAAUCGACUGAAGGUUUGUCUGGAGUACAGCCACUUUAUCGACACGUUACGAGCUACACACGACAAGUUCCAACAAGGUGUGGCUGAUGGAGACGCUGGUUUAGUGUUGAGUGCGUUGCUUGCGUUGAUGCGAUUGGUGGAUCAAGUGGAGACGGUCUUUUUACAUGGUCAUGCUCUACUGGGGGAUCUACUGGAGGCGUGUCUUCGCUUGCUUGAGCGUCGUGCUGAGGACAUUGCGCGGUCUUUUACAGCCACCGAGACGAUUCCGCAUCCAAUGGAGACUUUCCAUGGCACCCUGCGCAAUGUACUGAACGCUAUUGAAGCCAACAAGUUCGUUCGGGAGCUGAUAGCAGACGAUCAACUUGCUGACAUUGCGCGGAUUCAACGCGAACGCUUCUGUCAAGUCAGCGGCCUCUACUUCGCUAAUGAUGCUGAUCGCUGUGCCUUCUGGCUUGAACAUUUCGGGUUUGCACCGAUUGAGAUCGCUGCUUCAGGCUCAGAAGACGGAGAGGGCGAGAUGCUCCACUCUUCAGCGUUCGUGACGCGAGCGUUGACUCAGUGGGUGGAACGAGAAGCUGCCGUGCUCAUGCCUGACCGCACGGCGUUCCGAGCGUCGCGCCAGUCGAUCUAUGAUCAACUACAUGCUGAGGUUAUCUCCAAGCUGUCGUUCACGUGCGAGUUGGAUGUUUUCGGGUCUUCAGCCAACGAGUUUGGCAACGAGCACAGCGAUAUGGACAUGUGUUUAGUACUACCGGAAGCUGCGACGCCCACAGUGGAGGAGAAGCAGCGUAUGUUGAUGGAAGUCGUCGCGCGCUUGGAAGCUCGACCGGAUCUCUUCACUUCUGUGGACACGACACGUCUGACUGCGCGUAUCCCGAUCGUCAUGUUCGUGUCGCGUGCCUCUGGCAUCGAGUGCGACUUGUGCGUGGAGAACCGGUUGGCUCAACGCAACACGUCGCUGCUUCGCGCGUACGCCAGUGCUGACCCUCGAGUGCGCAUGCUAGCGUACGUGAUCAAGCGAUUCGUCAAGCAGAGGCGUAUGAAUUGUGCCGCCGAGGGCACGCUCUCGUCUUACGGCUAUUUGCUGUUGCUUAUCCACUUCCUCCAGCGUCAAGAUCCCCCUGUGGUGCCUGUAUUGCAGGCGUUGCCUCCGAACUGGCCGGAUUUGCCAAGUGAAAAGCUUCCGAGCGUGUUGUGUCGUGGUCCUAGCGACGAGUUGGAUCCGUCCGACGGUCACAGCGGCAUCGAAACGUACUUCUACGACCCGUUCGCGUUCCAAGAACCCAAUGAGAAGCUGGCUAUAUUGCGUAAAUACUGUUCGCGGAAUACUCAGACGGUAGGCGAGUUACUGCUGGGCUUCCUUCGCUACUAUGGACUACAGUUCGACGCCACGCGAGAUGUUGUGAGUGUUCGUCGUCCUGAUGCCGGUAGUGUGACUAAAGACGAGAAGCGACACUCGUGUCAAUGGCGCUUUACGACGCGAUUGAGUAUCGAAGAUCCGUUCGAAGUGGGCUACGACGUGGCUCACGUGCUCAAAGGCUCUCGUGACAAGUACAUUCGACAGCAAUUCGUGCGUGCGUAUGUCUUGCUAAUGGACGGCGCUAUCCAACACCAGAACGCAACAGAGGAGAGCUCUGAAGACACGGAGGACGCUGUGGAACGCAUCAUGUCGAUCGUCAAUGAGCACGUGCUGGAGGUGCCGUUCUUGCAGACUCCUCAUCCUCUGUCACCUGUACCGAUGCCCAUGCCCCAGCCACACGAAGGCUUUUGACAUAUUUGACCUACUUGCGAAUAGAAAAAAAAAGUCUGAACACUCACGCGUUGCUAUUUGAUUUCCUAACUGUUGUGGGCUUGGG